Molecule: messenger RNA, 896 nt
Organism: Myxocyprinus asiaticus (Chinese sucker)
Lineage: Eukaryota; Metazoa; Chordata; Actinopteri; Cypriniformes; Catostomidae
Exons: 3
Coding region: 126-647 (173 amino acids)
Cellular component (GO): endoplasmic reticulum
Molecular function (GO): misfolded protein binding; protein-folding chaperone binding
Source: RefSeq, a predicted model, not a curated record
AAAAUAUAUGAAAUAAUCUUAUUAAAAUUCCACUUGUACCAAUCGCGACAAAGUGAUACCUUACCAGCUUUGGGAAAGUGUUGGGUGUAUCAACUGGCAUAACCAACACAAAGCUGCUUUGGUGGAUGAUGGCACCAGCAGAGCAUUUGUGUGUGGUGCUUCUGCUCUGUGUGUGUGCCUGUAGUGGUGUAAGUGACUAUUACUCUGUGCUUGGAGUUUGUCGCUCUGCCUCUGCAAAAGAGAUCAAGAAAGCGUUUCACAAACUGGCUCUUAAACACCACCCUGAUAAGAACCAAAGCCCCAAUGCACAGCAGACCUUCACAAACAUUGCUCAGGCCUAUGAGGUGCUGUCUGACCGAGAGAAGAGGAUAAUAUAUGAUCAAAUGGAAGAUCUUACUAACCCUGGGCAGGGCAGAAAGAGAGAGGGAAAGAAAGAUCAGAGGGAGGAAAUGGGCAGUAAUCCAUUCUUUGAUAAAAGUAAAAGGGGUUUUCAGCAUUUUAGUCUAGAAGAGCUGCUUCAGACGCUACAGAUGGAUGAUGGCUUGUAUAUGAGCGGAGAACCUAGUUAUGAAGGAUGGAGUUUUAUUUUAGGGGCUGAGGAUGAUGAUGAAAAAGUCUUCCUCAGUGAUCUUUUUAACAUGUUGUGAUUUUCAGGGUUUGUGUAACUUCAUGAGAGUUUUUAAAUUAACAGGGUUUUUUUUUUUAUUUUAUUUUUUAUUAUUAUUAUUAUAAAAAUGCUUCUGGACAAUUGCCCUGCUUCUGCAUUAAGUAAUUAUGUUGUAAAUAAAACUUUAAACAGCUUUAAAAAUAACUUGUUUUUGUAUAGAGAUGCUUUUUUUUUUUUCUUUUUUCUGUUGUUGUAAAAAUUGUUGACUCAAAUAAUUUCAAAGAUGAUG